GUGAAAGGACUGGUGAAGCAACACAUAGACUCCUUCAACUAUUUCAUCAAUGUAGAGAUAAAGAAAAUCAUGAAGGCCAAUGAAAAAGUUACAAGUGAUGCUGACCCAAUGUGGUAUCUGAAGUACCUCAAUAUCUAUGUGGGUACUCCAGAUGUGGAAGAAAGCUUCAACGUGACACGACCCGUAUCACCUCAUGAGUGUCGCCUGAGGGACAUGACCUAUUCCGCCCCGAUUACGGUGGAUAUUGAAUACACACGAGGUAGCCAGAGGAUCAUCCGCAAUGCAUUGCCUAUUGGCAGGAUGCCUAUAAUGCUGCGUAGCUCCAACUGUGUUCUUACUGGGAAAACUCCAGCAGAAUUUGCCAAACUUAAUGAAUGUCCUUUAGAUCCAGGUGGCUAUUUCAUCGUUAAAGGUGUAGAGAAAGUAAUUCUUAUUCAAGAGCAGCUGUCCAAGAACAGAAUCAUUGUGGAAGCUGACCGAAAAGGCACAGUUGGCGCUUCUGUUACCAGUUCCACUCAUGAGAAGAAAAGCAGAACAAAUAUGGUUGUGAAACAAGGAAGAUUUUACCUGAGGCACAACACUCUGUCAGAAGAUAUUCCCAUUGCUAUCAUAUUUAAG
This is a messenger RNA of Acanthisitta chloris (rifleman), 618 nucleotides long. RefSeq names its product DNA-directed RNA polymerase III subunit RPC2-like. The record is from RefSeq and is a predicted model, not a curated record. The annotation marks the transcript as partial. Gene Ontology annotation, molecular function: DNA-directed RNA polymerase activity; ribonucleoside binding; DNA binding. The transcript is spliced from 7 exons. Gene Ontology annotation, cellular component: RNA polymerase III complex. Lineage: Eukaryota; Metazoa; Chordata; Aves; Passeriformes; Acanthisittidae. Gene Ontology annotation, biological process: DNA-templated transcription.